Hibiscus syriacus is the source of this 1491-nucleotide messenger RNA. RefSeq lists its product as uncharacterized. The record is from RefSeq and is a predicted model, not a curated record. Lineage: Eukaryota; Viridiplantae; Streptophyta; Magnoliopsida; Malvales; Malvaceae. The coding region runs from base 1 to 1491 and encodes 496 amino acids. The transcript has 2 exons.
AUGGAGAUGGAGAAGAAGAGAGACAUUAAGCAUCGUUUUCAUGAGCAUCCCUUGGUGUUUGUGGAAGAUCAAAGCAAUGAAGGUCAGAAAUCUUACUGCUCUGCUUGUGGGGAUGUGAUUUCAGAUCCAUGCUUUAGUUGUCCACCCUGCAAUUAUCACCUUCAUCACAAUUGUGCCCUCGCACCCCAGAGAAUUUCCAGUCACCCUCUCCAUCCCCAGCACUAUGGUUUUUUUCUUCGACAUUGGCCACGUCCUGAUAAUCGGGUAUAUGGUUGUGCAUUAUGCAAGGAGAAACGCAACAUCAUCACAGUCCAUAAAGAUUGCAUUUCACUCCCACGCAUUAUCAAAUUUUCACGACAUGAUCAUUGUCUUUCUCACAAAUAUUUUCUUGAAACACAAGAUCUUACAAAGCAAGAUUGUAAGAUAUGCUUCAAUGAAGUGAAGCUUGACCGUGGGAGUUACUCUUGUGUGAAGUCUGGUUGCAAGUACAUUGUUCACGUGAAUUGUGCCUUGGAGGAUGACAGAUUUUACGAGGUGGUUGAGCGAGAAAGCCAAUGCGAGGAGCUCUAUGGAAGUUCAGCUGAGUCUACGCAGUCUUCCAUCACUCGCGUUGUUGAGGUGAGUGAAGAUGGGGAAGCCACAAAGAUUGAACAUUUCAGUCAUGAAGGUCAUUGCUUGGUGUUAGCAGACAAGAUGGAGGAGGAAACUGAUAGAAGAUGUGAUGGGUGCAUGCUACCUGUCUCAACUCUGUUUUAUUAUUGUUCUGAAUCAGAAUGCCAUUUCUAUCUCCACAAAUACUGUGCCGAGCUGCCAAGUGUAAAGCAUCAUUGGUUUCGUCGAUCUACUGCCGAUCUGGACUCCAGAAGCUUCAUGUGGUGUGACUUGUGCAAACGACCUUGUAGCGGUUUCUUCUACGAAAUGGGAGGAUUAGGCGUUUGCUUAAGGUGUGCUGAAGUACCUGACGUGAUUGAAUUUCAAGGACACGAGCACUUGCUGUUUUAUGAUUUCAAAUGCAGGGAGCGAUGCAAUGGUUGUGGCGCUGACCCAGGUGAAGAAGGUGCAUUCAGAUGUGGAAAGUGCAGUUUUACUUUGGAUUUCAAAUGCUUAUCGUUACCACAAUCAGUUGUUCACAAAAUUGAUCAACAUCAGCUAAACCUCACCUAUCACGAUGAUAAUGAUUAUUCAAAGCAUCUUCAUUGUGAUAUAUGUGAAGUAAAAAGAGACCGGAGCCUCUGGUAUUAUUGUUGUUCGAUCUGUGAUACUUCUGCUCAUCCCGAUUGUAUUCUUGGAGAAUUUCCAUUUCUCAAGGAUGGGAUCACAUUGCCUCGUUAUUGGCACACACAUCGUCAUGAUGUUCAGUUUCAUAGGAAGGCUGAGGACUACCCUAACUGCUCGUAUUGCGGUCAGCGUUGCCGAAGAGAAAUUCUCAAGUGUACUGAGUCUGCGUGCAACUAUAUUGUUCACUUCAGAUGUCGGCGGCGUAGACUCUAA